Molecule: messenger RNA, 3411 nt
Organism: Meriones unguiculatus (Mongolian gerbil)
Lineage: Eukaryota; Metazoa; Chordata; Mammalia; Rodentia; Muridae
Gene: Ttc9
Product: tetratricopeptide repeat domain 9
Exons: 3
Coding region: 249-917 (222 amino acids)
Molecular function (GO): protein binding
Source: RefSeq, a predicted model, not a curated record
GGUUGCGGGAGCAGAAAAGGGCGGGGACGGGGGCGGGCGCCGAGGGAGCGGGGGAGGGAGCUGGGAGGGGAACGAUCGCAGGAGGAGGGAGCAGCCUCGGGCGGCUGGCGACUAGGAUGGGAGUGCGGGGCAAGCGCGCGGCGGCACCCUGGGUCACGGCCGCGGCGGAGUCUGCGGGGCGCGAAGCCAGCGCCCGGCGCUUUUAAAGCCGGGAUCGCGGGCGCGCUCGGGGCGCGGGCGGCGGCCGGAUGGAGAGGAAGGGCUUGGCGGCCCGAGCCUCGGGGAACCCUAGCCCGCCCGCGCUGGGCGAGGGGCCGCGGCCCGCGCCGCCACCGUGCGUCCCCGGCGGCGGCGGAGGAGCCCCGGAGCGGGGCCAGGCUGGGGCGGCGGCCGAGCCCGCCGAGCUCAUCCGGCGGGCGCACGAGUUCAAGAGCCAAGGGGCGCAGUGCUACAAGGACAAGAAAUUCCGCGAAGCCAUCGGCAAAUACCACCGGGCUUUGCUGGAGCUGAAGGGGCUGCUGCCUCCCCCGGGAGAGCGGGAGCGGGACGCGCGGCCAGCCUCCCCGGCCGGGGUUCCCAAAGCCGGCCGCCUCUCGGAGGAGCAGAGCAAGACGGUUGAAGCCAUCGAGAUUGACUGCUACAACAGCCUCGCAGCUUGCCUGCUCCAGGCCGAGCUGGUAAAUUAUGAGCGAGUCAAGGAGUACUGCCUCAAGGUCCUGAAGAAGGAAGGAGAGAACUUCAAGGCCCUUUACAGGUCUGGUGUGGCCUUCUAUCAUCUCGGGGACUAUGACAAAGCUCUCCACUACCUGAAAGAAGCAAGGACCCGACAACCAACAGACACCAAUGUGAUUCGGUACAUCCAGCUGACAGAGAUGAAGCUCAGCAGAUUCUCUCAAAGGGAGAAAGAGGCCAUGUAACGAGGAAGCUUCUCUUGAGCCGCACUCACACCCGACCAGGGACUUCCAGGCACCUUUGGCAGAGAGUCCCAAUGUGGGUUCUCUCCCUCUCUCCUUGGUUCUUCCUGUACUCCUUCUCCUGUUGCUCCUCCUGUUGCUCCCCAGGUCUGUCUACUCCUGAACCUUGGUGGGCAGCCCAAACGUGGACUUAUUUUCUUCUCUAGCAGGCCAGCCAAUGGGACAGCUAAGGAAGAGUCUGAUGGACUGGGGGCCAAAUUGUGGCUUUGGCCUGGGCCAGUAUUUCUGAGCCUGGCAGGUAUGUGGAUACAUACAUACAUACACACUUUCCUGAUGGAUCAGAGCAUCUUGAGGGAACUGAGAGGAAAUCUGGGGCUGGUUCUGAAUGUAAGAAGCAUUGUUUGAACCAAUGCUGAGAUGGUGAAUUUCCUUCAGCCCCCUCAGUCACCUGAGCUCCUGCCACACACACACACACCCUUACUUGUCUAGGCUUAUAUUUUCUUCUCUCCCACUAGGAGGUCAGGUCUUUGCCAGGAUUCACAUGCCAUUAAGGCCCACUCUCAAUGCCCUCUGGUGAGCACACAUACCAUUCUCCCACUCCCAGCCAGCAAGCAGCUGUGACAGCAGAAGGACGGGGUGAAAUAGGCCAAAGCUUGGGGGCAGAGCAGACUGUGUAGGUGAUGGAGGGGGGAAAGAUGAUGUCAAGGGAAAGAAAGAGCCUUGGGUGGGCUGAGGGACUGGACUAAUUGAUGUAAAUAAAAACAAAUUCACGGGCAUCAGUUCCUGCCAUUUCUGUUGGAAGCAGUCCACCUCUUGCUUCUGUUCCCUUCCUGUCCCUCAGGAAGAGUGGCUUACAGUUUCCCCUAAAGCCAGUGGCUAUCAGUCCAAGACUAUACAUCAUGUUGGCCACAGCUUUUGUGCUUUUGGGAGUGUGCUGGGAUUACGGAAACUGGUCCAGGACUUGGCUGUGUGGGAGUUUGUACACACACCUACACCCUUUUUGACAAAAUUAUCUAGCACAUAAAUUUUUGUUGAAUGGAUAAAUUUCGACCGCAGCCUGACUCGCCUGCCUUAAACUAAUUGGAACCCAGCCUGGUCUCCUGGCACCGAUGCUUUUUAUGCUAUGCCAUGCUGAAACAUUUCCUGAGGGCUUACUGGUCCCCCACCAUAGUGCAAUAUAGGAUGUAAUCCCAGUCUUCACGGAGAUAGAAAAGCUGAGACAUCCUUAUGAGAUUAUUACCAAUGACACCAUUAAUAUAUAUGAUGCUUAAACAUUUUCAAGUCACUUUCAUGUAUUUUUCGUGUGAUUUAGUGAGACACUAUUGUAUAGAAUCAAAAUAUAUACAGAUGCAAUAAUGUUAAUAGUUAGGAUUUAUUAAAUGCACUCUCUUCAGAUCUUUACAUGGACAAUCUUAUUUCUUUCAUAUAAUCACUCCGUGAGAUAUUAUUCUCAGGUGGUGAAGAAGAAAACAAAAAGCUGGGAAAAUUAACUUUCUGGAGGUUGCAUGGCCUUAUGGGACAUGGCUAGGCUCAAAAGAUCUGUCUGAUUCCCGAGCCCUGGCUACUAACUAUCUUAUGCUUAGUUGCCUCCCUGUUGGACAGUACAACUGUUUGAGAGCAGAAAAAUUUGCCUGAAGUUGAAACAUAUUCAACAUGUCAGUGCCACAUCCCCUUAUAUUUACAUAAGCAAGACACAAAGAGACCAGAAGCCAGAAGGCCUAGUGGCUUGGGCAGUGACCAGCCAGAGGAAGACAACUGAAUCCCAGCAUUUACAUCUGUGUGCUUGCUGGUCAUUCUAGUUACUGAUAGAGCAGCAGGACCCUGAACAACCCACCUGGCAUUCCUCACUGUAUGGCCAGCAGUGAGAAAGGAUCACAACUAUAGGCAAAGACUGAAUAGAGACACAAAGUUAAGUAUUAAUUAUUUGUUUGAGCAGUGGCUUUGCCACUGUAAGACCCAAUCGCUGCUGAAGGAGCCCGGAAGCCAGCAGCACAGGUUAUAUCCACACAGCUCCCCAAACACUUUCAGUGGGGGCUGCAGGAAGGUGCUAGAAAUAUCCAGAGUUCCACAGUGGCUCUGGAGAAGAAAAGGAAAAAGCCAUCCCAGGUACCACAAUCCCUGACUUUGAACAUAUCCUGUCUUCUUGCUCCAAAAUGGCUUCAUACGACCCCCACCUAGAACUACUCUCAGCCCUGACAUAUGCCUACACCCACACCCUCAGCCCCCAACGCCAUCCCCAAGCUCAGAGGUUAUAAGCUGACAACCUUUAGGAUCGGAAGGAUGAAAAUGAGGUCGGGGUGGUUUACAGAAUGAGUUCAGACUGGCAGGCUCCCCCUUUGUUCUUCAAUGCAUGGGAGUGACCUUGAUACUGAUUCCCAACAAAGGGCAGGAGAAGGCUUGCUUGGAUGAAUGCAUCAGGGCAGGGCUAUCCUCAUAGGAAUCAAACCAUUGUCACCCCAGAGAGAACGUUUGAAAAGCACAAUGAGGCGAGGGCAAG